AUUAGAUCAUAUUUAAUGAUUUAUUUUAACAGGGGCCUUCCAGCAAGCGAGUUGUGUUUUGAGACAUUGAGGCAUACAUAUUUCUUUCACAUGGGUAAAGGCAUUCCUACUGUAAGAGGAGAUGGUGUUUAUCAGAAAGCUCUCGAUUUUGGAAUUGAAAAGCUCAACAAUGGGGAAUGGCUUCAUUUUUUUGCUGAAGGAAAGAUUAACAUGACAAGAGAAUUCUCAAGAUUUAAAUGGGGAAUUGGUAGAGCCAUUGCUGAGUGCAAUAAAUUUCCUAUAGUACUACCUUUCUGGCAUCAAGGAAUGGAUGAUAUCUUACCUAACAGAGCACCAUAUAUUCCAAGGAUCGGGAACAAGGUGACAAUCGUUUUUGGAGAACCAAUAGAUCUUAAAGAAAUUCUUCAAGGAAUGAAAAAAAGAAAUUUAUGUCCAGUAGUGGUACGUAAAAAAUUAACCGAUAUAAUAGAAGAAGAAAUGAAGAUACUUAAGACGCAAGCUGAAACGCUACAUGACAGUCUACUAUGAAGGGUCUAUAGUGCUGAAACACUAGGUGACAGUCUAUGAUGAUGAGUCCAUAGUUCAUCAAAACUGCAGUCUAAUAUGAGCCAAAAGUCUACAGUCUAAUAUAAUGAGUCUAUAGUCUACUAUGAAUAUUCUUAAUUUUGUUUAUGAGUAUACAGUCAUAGUGAUGAGUCUACAGCCUACUACAAUCCACUUUUCAAGUCAAGCUCAGUGUAAUUUCAUGGCGUGGUGUGCACUCUUUUGGUGUUGGCAUUCCACGAAACUGCCAAGGUGCGUUGUGUGACGGAUUGUUCCUUUAGAACGAUCCGGUCAGCAUGCACUCACACAAAGUAUGUAAAAAUCAGUAGGACAAUGCUGUAUGCAUUCAAUUUUAUUGAACCCUACUAUUUAGGAAGCCAUGAUUCAGACUCACCAAUGGUUUUAAUAUCUACCUCAGGAAUUAAUUGAGAUCACCAACUGUUGGGUAGAACAACAUUUUGAAUAUAUAGUAAUAAUUCUUUAAUUCAUACAAAAUGAAUUUAUAUAUUAAAUAUUGUUAUAGAUAUAUAUAUAUUUCUAUGAUUCAUGGAAACUGUUUUGGUAUUAAAUAUUGUUUUAUAAUCAGA
Anneissia japonica is the source of this 1130-nucleotide messenger RNA. Its product is annotated as tafazzin-like. The record is from RefSeq and is a predicted model, not a curated record. The coding region runs from base 16 to 528 and encodes 170 amino acids. The transcript is spliced from 5 exons. Gene Ontology annotation, biological process: cardiolipin acyl-chain remodeling; inner mitochondrial membrane organization. Gene Ontology annotation, cellular component: mitochondrial membrane. Gene Ontology annotation, molecular function: 1-acylglycerophosphocholine O-acyltransferase activity. NCBI's taxonomy places the organism in Eukaryota, Metazoa, Echinodermata, Crinoidea, Comatulida, Comatulidae.